Molecule: messenger RNA, 3699 nt
Organism: Symbiodinium natans
Lineage: Eukaryota; Dinophyceae; Suessiales; Symbiodiniaceae
Source: the annotation of a GenBank genome assembly
AUGUUGGCAGAGUCUGCUGGCAGGACCACCAGAGCCAGAACGUUCACAGAAGGCUGUGGGCUCCCGCACGCCACAAGUCUGCCUGCGGAUGCCGUGUUGGACAAAGACCUGACGACCGAGACAACGGGUGUUGCGCGAAAGUUCCGCUCCGCCGUUUCUCGGAUGGGUCUGGCCUUGAGGCCCACCUUGACCAGGACCCGUGCAGCUGAUGAUGUCACGCACACCACGUCGGAGUGCGAGAAAGAUCUUGAGGUAGAGGUGCUGUUCAGUCCUGUUUCAUGCCAGGGCAUAGCAGAGAUUGCUUUUGACAGCGGUACCUCCCAGUACUGCUUGAUUUCACAUGCGGCCCUUCCAGAGCAGUUGCUGGAAAGGAUUGUCCAACCUGAGUGGGGGCUUCGCAGUCCCAACCUUAUCCUCUCCAUCAUGGGAGGUGCAGGGAACAUGAAUCUGCCUCCUGACAAGUUUGACAUCGAUGGCUUUUCACAGGGACUGGUUGAGGCGGCUACCCGCACCUCUGCCUGGGUGAUUACUGGCGGCACUGCCAGUGGAGUGAUGGACAUUGUUGGCAAGGCAAUGCAGAGGCACGACAAGCAGCGCCAGGUGCCGUGCCUUGGAAUCACGCCAUAUGGGGCGCUUACCUGCAAAUGGCGUGACCUUGUCAACACGGUCUACGAGCCCGAUUGCGGCUCAGGGACGAAGGUGGAUGCCGCUUGCGCAAAACCUUCGGAAGGGGCCGCACCCGAAGUCGAUGGAAACAUUCCAUUGGCAGCUCUCCAGGACAACCACUCUCACUUUAUCAUCUGUGACAAUGGCGAGGUCGGAAGCAAAGCCUUUGGCACCGAGAUCCAGUUCCGCACGAAGUUCGAAGAAUUCGUGACGAGGGGCGUGACUGCCGGGGGCAUGCGAACUCGAGUUCCUCGUGUGAUGAUAUUGGUGAAUGGUGGCAAGAUCUCCCUGAUCUCCCUCGUGCAGGCCAUCAACACGGGCUGCCCUCUGGUGGUGUGCCAAGGAACAGGCCGCAUUGCCGAUGUCAUCUGCCGGAUUCUCGAAGAGCCUUGCUUGGCAGACACGGAUGACGAGGAGGAGGACAGCGCGAGUGGCUCGGAGAAAGAUGCAGACCGCCAGUUCCGACAAGCCUUGGACAGGGCCGUGCAGGAGUUCAUGCCGAAGGACACCCUGGCUCCCGAGGAUGUGGCGAACUUCCAAACAAUCGUCCUGAGCGAGAUGGUGGAGAUCUACACCAUCAAUGACCGCUUCGAGGACGUGGUGCUGCGUGCCGUGCUGGGCAACGCCAUCAGGUCCACGGAGAAUGUGGGCGUAUGGCAGCAGCUCUCCCUUGCGGUGCAGUGGGGCUGUGAGAGCUACUACGACCGCUUGGGCCAGAGGCUCGUGCAGGAAAGGGGUGGCUCCGAGCGAGGGCCCGAAGCUGCAAUCCGGCUCGUCUUCAAGGAACUCGUCGGUUUUGGCUCCCGGGAGGCUAAGACGCCCAUCACCCUGGUCCGCAGUGUGCGCGAGAAUGCAGGCGUGCUGGUGACGUGGCUACUGCAGCACUACCUGAAGCAGAUGGACCAGUUCGAGGUCAGUGCCGAGACCUUGCCGCCUGAAAAAGAUGGCAAGCCCUGUGUUCACUGGAGCCGCCUCGGCUUCCAGGAGUCCUGGACAUCCCUGGAGGGCCUGCUCCUCUGGUCCAUCGAGAAGGAGGCUCCUUCUUCUGUGUUGGAGACCAUCUGGUCGUACAUGGAGGAUCCGGUGCAUGCUGCUCUGGUGGCAGCAUCUGCUUGCCGCGACACUGCUGAGAGGGAACACUUCUAUGCAUCGUAUCAGGAUGGUCUUGCCAAGAAGGAGCUGGAUGACGCAGCCGAUCGCUUCGAAAGGCUGGCGUGCCUCGUUCUUGAGGACCUCGCACUGUCUGGCAAAGGCGUGGACUACCUCUUCCGCGAGUCUGCAAGAUGGCAGGUGGGAGGGCAAGGGCGCACCUGCUUCAAGCUCGCCCACGAGCUAGGAUGCAAGACGUUUGUGUCGGCGACCUUCUACCGACUGGCCGUGGACCUGUACUGGAUGACCCCAGUCCCCUUCCAGAUCAACAAGCAUCAGCUGGAUGCGCAGUUCCUGCGAUGGUGGCCUUUCCUCAGCCUCACCUGGAACUUCAAGGCCUGUGGCUUCCCUCUGUGGGAGUUCCUGUCCAUCCCUUCCAUCCAGGCCUGGACGCACGGCGUAGCUCGCGGCAUCUUCGUCGGACUGUACUCGUACGCCGUGUUUUAUCGGCUACUGACGUUCGGCGGCGUGAGCACCGUGGAGGUGCUGCUGUUCCUGUGGGGCUUGGGCCUCGGCAAAGUGGAGAUCAAGCAGUUGCAGGACAACGGCUUCCAGGCAUAUAUCCAUGACUUCUGGAAUUUUCUGGAUGCGCUGCACAUUACUGUGCUGCUGGGAUCUAUCGUUCUGGGAGUGCUUCUGGCUGACGACAAGAGCGAUGAGAUGAAUGAGGUGGAACACCUCCUGGAGGUGACCCAUGCGAUGAACUUGCUUCCCUGCUGGAUCCGCGUGCUGCAAAUCCUGCAGCAGUCGGAAUACUUUGGGACGCUACUUCUCACCAUCUUCGGGAUGGCGAAGGAUGCUGUAAAGUUCUUCAUUCUCGUCAUCAUCUUUUGCUUCGGGUUUAGCUGUGCCAUCACACCCAUUCUUUUUACACAAAGUGCCGAGCGCCACGAGCAGGGCCUGACCUGGGCAUUCUGGACUAUCGUGGGAAACUUGGAUGACAAGGCCGUGAACAAGCUGGACUCCUUGACUCCGGUAACAAGGUUCAUUGCCAACAUCUUGGUCUACACGCUGGCCCUGGUUUGCAACGUGCUCCUGGUGAAUCUCCUCAUUGCUGUCAUGAACAGCACCUACGAGCAGAAUCAGGCGGUGUCGCAGACAUCCUGGGCAUUCUUCCGCGUUGAGGCAGUCCUGGAGUUUGACCAUGAGUCGAUCCUGCCUCCGCCAUUGAACCUGCUGGAACGCUUCCUGAAUCGGCAAACCAGUUCGGACAAGGACCAGCUUCCCCUUGGACGCCGACGGUCCGAGCAGCGCAUGCAUGCAGAGAUGUCCAUCACACGACGAGAUCUGAAGGAUGCGCAGCAGCGGGCCUUCCGCGCCAUCAACUUGGAGGAGACGGGGAGACCAAUGACUUCGGGUGAGGUUUCGGGGCUCAAGAGCCUGGGCGAUAAAUUCCCUCGUUCCAUGUCAAGCCAGGUUUGCAGACAGGCUAGCAUCCGUGGGCAUACGUGGGCAUCUGUGGGCAUCCCUGCCAACCUGCUCUUCAGACUUGGAGAGUUGAUGAAACGCACCGGUAGGGCCACUACGAAAGAGGUUCCAAAGGCGCAUAGAACCAAACACUUUGCCGACACUUGCUUCUUCAGAAAAGGAUGGAGGACAGCCUGGCGCUGGUUCAUGAUCAAAUGCAGCAAGAUAACUGCUUUCGGUUUUAGUCUGUGGUCGACCCCAGGAAGGUCAAGCGCAAUGGUGGUUGUAACAGAUUCUGGAAGGCUCAUGGUGAGGUGUGCGGUGUUCCUGCGAGGGUUUUCGAUGAUGUUCCGAUGGCUAGUUGCGAUGGUGGGUUCGUUGCGAUGUGCGAACUUUCACCACGAGCUCUGGUUCUGGAAGAACGCCCCCAUAUACCAGAUUGUACAAUCCAUGUCUGCAGCUGUGUAUCCCGGAUAA